Molecule: messenger RNA, 2475 nt
Organism: Hymenoscyphus albidus
Lineage: Eukaryota; Fungi; Ascomycota; Leotiomycetes; Helotiales; Helotiaceae
Source: the annotation of a GenBank genome assembly
CACAUCAUCCAAGGGAUUGGAAAUUUACGUAACCACAUACCCAGAGUACAGCCAAAAACACUUCCGUAACCCUGAAUCGUCGUUCUACACUCCAAGCACCGUCCACAACGCCCACUUCCUCAUCCAGCAACAAUUCCCCCAUAAAAGUCAAUGCACAUCGCAAGCCCCACCAUGCGGCUGGCGCUGUACUUAGAGCGCGACAUAGCAGCAGAGGGAAAUGCCAAUGCUUCUCCACACCGAGUAGUACAGCCACUCGAGGGUGAAGGACGCUAUCUUUUCUUUCAGGGUCAGCGGGAUGGAGGUUCGGCGGCGAGGUCGGAAUCAGUGGUGUAUACGUUGGAGGGCGAGCAGACGACGAUCUGAUGGGAGAGAGUGGCUGUUGCUGUUGUUGUUGCUGUUGUUGUUGGGCCUGUAGCUGAAGCCGAAGCCGCAGCUGUUGGUGGUGGGGGGAAAGGGAGGUUGACGGAGGAGUUGAUGCUGGAGAGCGCCGCUGAGAAGGGGAAGCCAGUCUGCGGGCUAGUUAGGGCAUGUGCUGCCGCAUUGCAAUGGGGAUGGUGGGAGGCGAUGAAUAGAGGGGGGGCCUGAGCCUGAGCCUGGGCCUGAACCUGAAACCGAGCUUGGUGAGGGGCACGACGAGGAAGAGGUACUGGUGGUGGUGGUGGUGGUGAGUGUAUGUGCACCAGUGUGUAGGUGUACUUGAGUAGAGAGUGGUCGUUGCCUACACUCGAGUACUUGGCGAGGGGUUCUUUGGCGGUGCCGCAGCAUUGAGUUUCCCCAGAUUUCAAGGCUUGGCAUCGCCUGUCAGUACCCAAAUAGCCAAAUACAACCCUGCACAAAAAAAAGUACAGUAAGUCCAGCCAGUGAGCCAGGUCGAGCAACACAACGCCCCGCCAGCUCCAGCUUCAACAUCACCACUAGCUCCAGCUUGCCUUGAGCAAUCUGGCGAUGGCACAAUUUUUCUUUCGACCCUUCUCCUUCUCCCUCGCCGUCGCCUGUAGAACGAGAACAGCAACGAGGCCGCCGCAAAGAUGUUUCUCCCAAUCGUUACGUGCACCGACUGGAAGGCCAGGAAUGAAAGAGGUGAUGCCUACGCCCAAAAUGAAGAGUGAUGCUAGCGUGCAAAGCGCUCAAGCUUCGCCAGACAUUUCGCGCAUUGAGUCUCAUCCUUUUGAGCUGCUGCCUGGUAAUGAUUCCCACGCUGCUCGUGGCUCUUGAAGUACUAAAAUCAUUUCCUUAAUAGCCACAUACAUCCCACCUCCCUUCUUCAGGAAACCCGACUCUCUCAAACUCAAAUCCAUACUCCAUUAUCUAAAGGUGCAGACUGUUCGCCGGGCAUGGACAUCGUUUCAGGACUUUCUACUCGUACUCAAAUCACAUUACACGUCACCCUCCAUGGAGCCCAAUCCGGGAUAUUUCAAGUCUAUCUUUGGCGAGAGACCCUUCAAAAUCCGGCCAACGGAUAUGGUAAAGGUGGCUAAGGAUUUGCAUAAGGAAAUGUACGAGAGUCUUGCUAAGCGGGAUAUCAGUACCAUAAAGCAGAUUUGUGUGCCCGGACUCGCGACCUCGUUGCGAGCAAGAAUAGCUUCCAGGCCAAGGGGUGAGAAGAUGAUGUGGGAAUUAUUGAGUUACAAUAGACCCCGCGCAAAGCUGGUCAGUCAUCGCGCAUUCACACUUCCUGGGCCUGAUGGGACGGCGAUUAGACAGGCGGUUGUGAGGAUUGCCUCAACACAACGAUUGACGAGAAAGAACAAGGAGGGUCAGUCUAUAGAGGGGAGCGGGAAAAGGGCUUAUCUGGUGGAGUAUGUAUGUAUUCAGGCGCUGUCGCUUGGUUGGGAAGAGCGUCCUUGGAGGAUUUGGGGAACCGUUCAACCCACGUCUGAAGAAGCCAUGGAUCUAAUGAAGACUUCUGGCGAAAUAGCGGAUUGGGUGUAGGGAAUGCGGGGGUUUCGCCUUGAUGGCUGUCCAAUUGUAAAUUAUGUGCAUAUACAGUACCUGUGAUGAUGCUAGCUACGGUACCUGUAAUCUUUAGAGUUCUGGUCUUCACUGAAUAGAAGCACCACUAUGCGACUACUGGAGUUGGCAGAUUUUGUUGGCGGUCCUUGUAACGUCUCCUGUAAGGAAUCGUCCCCAGCUAGUCCAAAGCCUCCUGAUGGAUAUUUUAUUUUCCGCCUGAAUAUGCUUCAAGGCACUCAAAAGUACCCAUUUGUGUUGAACUCCUGUCAAUGCCCUCCGGACAACACCUGCUUGGCCCAUUUGCCCCUAUUCCCAUCAAUUAUUUGUACAAAUUAUACAAGCUUGGCCCCGGUUAUCUUCUCAAUCUAUGGCAUUUACGCAACUGGCACAGCUGAAGGGGCUUCUGUUCCGGUACCCAUCUUCGCGCCCGUUGGCGGCAUAAAAACGGGUAGGUAUGUGACAACAAGAGACAUGACUAUAGUAUAUUCCUCGUCAACGCUUGUGUCGAUAAUUUUACCACAG